CGGCAGUUUGAAAUUAGAAGUAAAAAACCUUGGCUUCAAAAAAGAGGAUCCUUUCUCUUAUUCCCUUUCUCACAUUAUCCGAACAAACAAAACCACUUCUCAUGGCCACCCAAUCAACUACUAUCCAGCUCACCCUUCUCUCAGCGGAAGGUCUUCACGUCAGGGGAAAACCGGCCAACACCAACGUCUUCGCGGUGGUUCGCGCCGACUCCAUUGCCAGCCACACGACGGCCACGGCCACGGAGAGCAACGGGUCGCUGUCCUGGGAGGAGACGUUUUCGUUGGAGGUGGGGCCUUACGCGAGGUGCCUGACGAUUGAAGUGAAGUGCAGGACGGGAGCGGGAGAGAGAGACGUCGGCGUGGCAAGAAUCGCGCUUUCGGAUUUUCUUGGAAGGUCAUUGCCCGGCAAUAGAUUGCAGUUGUGCUACAGGUUGAGGGACUGGGAUGGGAGAGAAAACGGGACCGUUAAUUUCUCCGUCAGAGUGGUGGCGCAGCCACAGCCUCACGCCGCCGCCGACGAGAACGGUUGUGAGUCGUCGUUGGGUGGAGUUGUUACCGGCAUUCCCGUUUGGUUGGAGAAGUCAUAGACAAGUAGCAAUAUUUGAUUCGUUGAAUGUGGUUGAAAUGUUUGGUAUCUUUUAGGUUUUGAGUUGAUGGACAACAAACAAGUUGGUCGUUUUGUUUCUGUUUAUUUGACUUUGAAUAUGUCGGAGCUUUCUAGGUGUUCCUUUAAUGUUUUUUUAACUCCUUCUGUUCUGACUUUCUAGUUUUAAGUUAAAAAUGAUUAUUUGA
Vigna umbellata (rice bean) is the source of this 792-nucleotide messenger RNA. Its product is annotated as BON1-associated protein 1-like. Gene Ontology annotation, biological process: defense response. Lineage: Eukaryota; Viridiplantae; Streptophyta; Magnoliopsida; Fabales; Fabaceae. The record is from RefSeq and is a predicted model, not a curated record.